Messenger RNA from Bombus pyrosoma, 3456 nucleotides. RefSeq names its product protein THEM6. The transcript has 5 exons. NCBI's taxonomy places the organism in Eukaryota, Metazoa, Arthropoda, Insecta, Hymenoptera, Apidae. The coding region runs from base 1239 to 1907 and encodes 222 amino acids. The record is from RefSeq and is a predicted model, not a curated record.
UUUUGUGCCAUAUUAAUAAACAAAUUUUAGGCGAGUUUUCAAUUCAUAGAAACGAGAAAAAAAAGGAGGAAGAUUCAUUAUUCUAGAUAGAUCAUGAUGAUUUAACAUUAUAUUUGUCCCUUAGUGUCCUAUAAUUAUUAUACUUUAUUAAUAUAGAUAUUGGGAAAAUUGCGUCGAUACGCUUCGUUCUUUUUUUACGUAGAUAUAAUCAAUAUGAUUUAGCAAUGAAUAUAUCAGAAAACCACGCUUGUCUCCUUAAUCAGCGAGUUGUAAGACUCUUAAAGUUCAAGGAUAUUGUUCUUUUCGGUCAACUUCAUUGUUACUUUGCACCUGUCUUCAAAAUCCACUAUACAGAAUCUUAUAAUUUCUUGUCGCUUUCAAAACUGAAGAUUUCAAUGUGCAACCUUUGAAUUAAUCACGAAGAAAAACCGUUUCAAAGAAACCAAUUUACGUUGUGAUUUUCAAAUUUAUAUUUUACUCCCUGUAAAAGCAGAGGCGUUCAAAAUGGCAAGAUUGGCGUCAUCCUGGCAUAACACACGCCUGUACUUCGGUUUGCCAUUAAGAGAAGCGCCAAGGAUUUUGACGUCAACGCGCAACGAGGUGUCGCCUCCCACUAGGAACCGGCAUCAUGGUUGGAAGUCCUCGGCGCAGAUGCGACUUCUGGAAAGGGACGUUCCGGCGCCUGUGACGCCGACGACGACAUCGAACCCGGGAACGCGUUGAUCAGCAGUUUGUGAGAUGUCGUCGACUCGAACGCAUACUCCUUAGCUCUGUACUUGUGUACGUGUGUUCCUUGUGUGCGUGCGUGUAUAAGUAGACAAGCAUGUGCAGAUUCGUGUUGCCGUGAAUAGUCAGGCACAGGACAGUCAUCGGGCGUCCUCGGCGAUUCCACCUGACAGACUGCCGUUAGGUCCGAGGUGCUUCGUAUAUAAAAGAACGCCGGACACGGGCUGCAUUAUCUCUUGAUGCGUUCAAUAGUCGUCCGGCAUGUACCGAUGUAUUUGGAACUAAGGUUGAUCGUCAUGGUGCGUCGAUCCACCUACGAUCCUUUGACAUGCUAAUCGAGCAACUUGGCUUUUCAUCGGCGAGAAGCGAGCCAGGAAACGCAGUCAGAAUCGACGACGAAUCGAUAAAGUGGAGUGUGGCUUCCCGACGGUGGAGGAAUUCCAAAGCCUGACCACGCGGGGAUCAUACUCCUGUUCGAAUUUGAGGACGUGCGAAUCGCGAACUUAAUCAGGAUGAUAACCUGCUGGGUGUUGGCUGGUGUAUUUGGAGCUAUCGUGCUGCUCUAUGGCCUAAUAGAAGUUCACUAUUUCUUGCGUAUGUGCUUGACCGUGUUCCUUGCGCGUUUCUGCAAGAAGAAGGUUCAUAUCCUCGAUGAGACCACCGUUUACGGUAUUUGCACGACAACGGACGUGGACACAUUACUUUAUCACAUGAACAAUGCGAGAUAUCUUCGUGAGAUCGAUUUCGCCAGGGCGGAUUUUUACGAAAGGACGAGCCUCUAUCGCGAGAUCUGCUCGCAAGGAUCGGGCGUCGUACAAGGAGCAUCGACCAUUCGUUAUCGCCGCUUCCUGAAACCUCUGUCCAUCUUCAAAAUAACUUCUAAGAUAAUAUAUUGGGAUGAGAAGUCCGUAUUCAUGGAACAUCGGUUCAUCACUCCCAGCGACGGAUUCGUCAGGGCCAUCGCGAUGUGCAGACAAAGGCUUUUGGAUUGUAGCGCCGAGGCUGUGAUCGGUUCCCUUAUGGAACGAGGCGUCAAGCAGAACGGUAACGUGGAGGCGGGUGUAACUCAGAUACCUCAUGUCCGACCGCAGAUGCCACCGGAAGUCGCCAGGUGGUUGGAAAGUAACGAAAUUUCUUCGGCGAUGCUUCGUCAGAGUUCAGCAGCAACGACGAAUUGCUGACAAAAGGAGGAUACGGCGUCCUCCGCAAAUGGCGCCGUGUCCACUUCCGUCUAUUCGACUACGACCGUGUAAGGUCGAAGAUUCGAUCGAUGCCAGAUUUCGUUGGUCGUGAACGCAUUCAUGGAAUCUUCCAGUAGCUACUUUCUUGUUCGAACGACGCGUGUGAUAACGUCGAAUCAAUUUUUUUGGUGAACAAAUUACGAGUUAAGUUUGGAUCUUUUAUCGAUUGCAUUCCCGAUGGUUCGGUUGAGAAUUGAGGUGAACGAUCGGGCAGCUUAAAAGUUGAUGCUUGUCUACCUAAAAAUUGGCUCAGCGUUAUUUGCAACAUAAUUCGAAUGCGUAAUCGUGUAUAUGUAUCCAAUGUCAAAGAAAAUGGAAACUCUUUCGGAUCGAUGAGAAACAGAAAUCUAGAGUACAAAGGCCAAACAGAGACGCGGAAAUUAUUUUACUAGGCAAUGGUAUAUACGUGACUAUCGGACAAGAUGUGUUUAAAUUCCUCAUGCGUGCGGGGAGGAACUUGCUAACAAACCGUUUGAUAUGCCAAUGAAUUCAAUGACUUUGAGAAUAAUUUACCAAAAGUCUUACUAGCAACCGUGGAACGGAUUGCUAGAAGGAUAAGGUUACAGAUUGUAGAUCGAUUACAUCCACUUCAAAGGAGCUUCCGAAAUUAAAAAGAGCACCGUUUGUUAAAUAUUCUCCGUUGAAAGUAAUCGCGAUACGCGUGGUGUUAUUUACAUUUUUUAUUAUAAUAUAUAUUAUAUAUGUAUAUAUAUAAAUAUGUAUACGUAUGUAUAUAAAUAUAUAUGUAUGUAUAUAUAAAUAUAUAUGUAUGUAUAUAAAAAAAUAUAUAUAUAUAAAUUAGCGACUGGCGCCGGUAAUGAUUUCCACGAGAAAUGCCAAUGUAGAAUUUUCCCGAGGAGCUGCUUUGCUGCAGGAUGGUAGAGAUAGAACAGCAAUAUAUUUACAAGCGCGUUGAGCGGCGAAUGUUUAUACCUCUAUAACGUAUUACAGGUGCCUUCACAUAAAUCAUGGUGAAUAUUCGCGCGCCUGCGAUUGUCGAGCACUCAGACUGUGACAUUCGCUUAUCGAUAUGGUUACCGUGUUUGCCAUGCAUCAAUUCAAUUGUGAUUCUAUUAUAAAUUUCACUUGUUUGUUAUUAUUAUGUUUCUAGUAAUAUAUAGAAUGUCCGCGAAAUUGCGAGUUGGUUGUAAACGAUUCGCAUAUGAUCGAUUUGUUGAAAUCCUUAUAUACAAUCCUUAUUACCGACGCCAUUUGCAUGGGUGAGUCCAUAAAGUGUAUCCCACUUGAAUUUCGAAAUAAAUUGGUAUCCGUAGUAUGGUUAUUAAGUAGCCGACGACGUAGCGAGUCUCUAACAGCUAAAUAGCAUUGUGCACGUACUAUGCGUGAAAUCGUUAUUAUAAUUCUAGAUGAUAAUAAUGUCAUUUUUGUCACAUAAUACUAUGUUGGAUCAUGUCGUUGAAAAUACCAUUAUCCAGGAGUAAGAAUAAAUAUUCCUUAGAUGGCUAAUGUUUCUUCGUUGGAAAGCACA